AUGAAGCAGAACAUUCGACUGAUUUUUUCCGGAUCUUUACUGCUGCUGGCACUCAUGGGAGUUAUUGUCGCUUCGGCUGCAUAUUCAACACCAUGGGGACUCUUUGUUCUUAUUCCGUACGUAUUGGUGCCCAUGACAGCGGCUAUUUUCUACUCGCUGGCUGGAAGCGACGAUCAUAGUGUCUGGACUAGUUUUGGAUGCUUCUUCGAGGCGCUUCUGUGGAUUGCAACACUCGCCAUUCCCUCUAUUUUGCAUCGAGUCGAUGCGAUCAACGGUUCUCAGUUGGGCUGGCUUCUGGUGUCUGACGUAUUAGUAUUUGCGUCUUUCAUGAGUAUGGUAUUUACCGGCGCAGAUUAA
This is a messenger RNA of Peronospora belbahrii, 357 nucleotides long. The record is from the annotation of a GenBank genome assembly. NCBI's taxonomy places the organism in Eukaryota, Oomycota, Peronosporomycetes, Peronosporales, Peronosporaceae.